CCCCUUAAAUACCAGGAAGUUGUAAACAAAGCUGACAGCUAUUUAGUUAGCUGUUAACUACAUGGAUGGAUGCCGCCCAAGCUGUGUAAAACGGGCCAGUUGUUCGCCAGUAUCGUGGAAUAAUUAAUAAUACAGCUAUUUUUUUUCAUAUAGAGAUCGCUUCGCGAGAAUAUAUAUUUUCCUGCGUGUGUUCGUUUCACAAGCUAACGUUAGCCGCCUUCCGUUUGAUCGUUAGGAACAGGCUAACGUUUGCACAAGGACAUUAGAGCUAGCGCUGUCGCCUGCAAAGUUACCUUACAGUUUUAUUAAACCGAAGUGAACAGUUAGUGAGCAUUAUCUGUGCCCGGUUCUUUUUUCUUUUCUGCUGCGUUUGCUAUCUGGAGGCAGGAACAGCGUGAGAGAGGCGUCGUCCGCAUUUAGCAAAACAAUAAUGUCUACUUCAAACGCUAAUUUUAAAAACAAAUGUGUAACCCAGGUGAACUGCAUAUUUUGUGACAGUCUGCUCUGCACGAGAGGCAUGAAGGCAGUGUUACUUGCAGACACCGAGGUUGAGCUGUUUUCUACUGACAUACCUCCCAAUAGAACUGUUGACUUUGUGGCCAGCUGCUACUCUACUGAAAGCUGUAAAUGCAAACUGAGAGACAUCGCUUGUCUCAAAUGUGGUAAUGUUGUGGGCUAUCACGUUGUAGCCCCCUGCAAACCCUGCCUGCUCUCCUGUAACAACGGCCACUUCUGGAUGUUCAAUAGCGAUGCUGUUUCUACUCUCAACAGACUGGAUUCGACAGGCCUGAAUCUGCUCCUGUGGGGAGAUCUUCCUGAGCUAGAUGACAGUGAAAAUGAAGAAUCAGAAAGCCCAUCAGAGGAGGAGUGUAUUAGGUAGAGAGGGACAUGGACAAUGUGAGAGACCUGGAGCGCCAGCUUUUGAGAGGUGGAGAUUUAAAAAAAAAAGUGUAUAAACCAUGCUGGGAUGAGACAAAAAAAGAGGAACCCAAAGGGUAAAUCAACACCCAGUUACAUGGGACCGACAAUCCUGCUGUACUACUGUCAGCUGAAAUAUUAAGCCAUUGUUCACUUCUGACCAUAGCUUAAAAAAAAAAAGAGUGGUAUCACAGCAGGUGUUCUCCAUUGAAAGCUGAUGGAGAACAUGUGUAUUGACAUUACUGAUAUGGGGUGUGGCUUUAAAUGCAUCAUACUGUAAAGUUUAAACCCAAAGAGAGUAGUACAGGGGAACCUUUUGGUGCUUGUAAUUGAGUGUUUAAUUACCCUUUAACCUGUGACCAUGCCUUUCCUGAUCACUUUUCACUGUUAAAAGCACAGAUUCACACAUUCUUUUCAGCCUUUUCCCUCUAUUUUGUAAAUUUGUGUGUGCUCUUAUUUGAAAAAGCAGCUGAAGUAAACUGAAAAUGACUGACAGCUAGACUCAUUAAUCUAGUGCUUUCUACAUUUUAGAGAUCAUAGCCUUAUGAGAAGAUGAGCAUGGUAUGAUGAAUUACUGACACAUACCAGUGAAUGCUGUGAUUUUAUUUUUUAAUUUUCUUCUCACUGUUUAUGUAAAAUCAGAUUUUUCUGGGUAGGAGGGCCGCAAUUCACCUAUAUCAGUUUUUAUUUUAUUUUUUUAAUAGCACUUAUAAUCUGUACAUUGAAUAUACUGUAAUAAGUAAAAUUCCUAUUAACAGUGAUCUCUUAAUCUUUUGAGGCCUUUUCAGAUAUGGGACAUGUAAAAUUAUUGGCUUCUCCCAUCUGUUAAAGUGACGGCAUUCUGUUCUUCAGACAUGGGUCACUUUUACAUUCAUAUUCCUCAUGGUUUUAUUAAGACAUACCAAUGGCACAGACAAGGUAUGUGCAUAAUAUUUUAACAGACAUGUUGUAUUAUUAGCAACAGUUAUUGAUGUGUAAAGUAAAUUUACUACUUUCCUGCAUAGUCACUAAGAGCAAGGUCUCUGUGUGUGCUGCAUGGAGCUGCUGAGAGAGUUGUACUCUCCUCCCCACACAGGCUCCAGGGGAAAGCGCUUUCUUCUGAAUUGGGGAAAAGCAAAAACGCGUCAUAGAAUUUUUUUUUUUUCUUUUUUCUGUCUCAUUGGCGUCUCAUACACUCUCCAAUGAGCUGAGCAACUCGCACAGAUGCAGCAGAGACAUGCAUUCAGAUGUGCACCAUGUUGAAAGUGACACAAACCUUUUCCGACCUGGAAAGGUUGCCGUCGCGACUUCUGCGUAAAACGUAGUUGGAGUGCUCAUUCAGGCGCAAAGCUAACAUGCUCAGAUGCUGCCAGAUUGAUGGAAAAGAGGGCACAUCUGAAAGAGGCUGUAUAUUCUCACUGUGUCUGGGUGCUGACUGAAACUUUGAGCACUUUUUGAAUCCCACUUAUUCAAGAAAUAGCACAAUUAUUGAGUGAUCUAUUCAUAUUCGGUCCUUGUUUGUAAAGGACGUUUUUAAUUUAGGUUACCUUACAGUCUGACCUUCUGUCAUUGAUAGUUUGAGAUGCUGCAACAAUGUUUGCUACACUUGUGACAGCAGCAGUUUAACUGUGAUUAACACCUGGCUGCAUCUGACUAUAACAGUAUCCUAUACUAACUUACUAACCUGUGAAUAAUGCAUGCUUCCACACAAGCCUGUGGAGCAGAGAAAAGUCCCCUCUGGGCCGCAGAAAGUCAAAAUUAACAAACACCUACGUUUGUGACGCCCUUCAAAUUUUCAAUGUGGAGUAUUUAAGCAUGACCAUGAAAACAUGAGCUCAAAUGGAUGUGAGUGUCCUAGCUCUGUUUCUGUUCACAACUGUUCAGUUUUUAUGUAGCAGCAUACCUGUAGCACCUGACAAGAAGGAAAAAGUCAACUCCAAAGAGUCAUGGGACAUAUCAGUAUUUAAUUUACAGGUUGCCUCUUGGUUUAGGAAGAUGGUUACUUCAUGUGGGGCCUGAUUUCACUUUUUCUUUUUUUUUUUUUUUUUUUCCUCCAAGUUUUUUGAAAGUUAUGCUUGAAACAGUGCGAUAAAGCUCCCAACACUUAAUAGUUUAGCCUUACUGAAAUUAACCUCUGUUAAGCUGCUCUAAACUCUGGGCUGAUGCUGUAUAUUAAUCUGUCAUCAUCAAGUGACAAGGCCAAUUUUUAUUUUUAUUUUUUUGACUGGUACUGUACUCGGUGAGCUUCAAAAUCCCCCAUUCAAGGAUUUUUUUUUUUUUUUUUCUGGCAGUGCCAUCCUUACGCUCUUGUUAUUGUUUCACUGCUGUGCCCUGCUAAUGCUAUGAUCUGUCUUAAAGUAACAGUGUUUCUGUGGAUGAAUGAUGGCUUCCUGUGUUGCUGGUAAACAUUGUUAAAGAAGCAAAUGUUGAAUGUCCCAUUUCAGUGAAGGAAAAGGAAACAAGGAAGUAGCUUUUUUUUAUGUUGAACUGGCCUCUAUGUUUAUCUCUGCUCUAGCCGUUAGUUGUGGAUAAACACUCAUAAAGGAAGAAGCUUUGUCUGGAUUUUCCACAUCCUUCACCUCUGAAAAUUAUAACUGACAGUCUGUCACACUUUCACACCAAAUACUGUCUGUGUGGAUACCAUACAGUGCAUCAGCUAGGUAUUUAUUAUAUCCACAAACCAAAUAUCUAUCACCACAUACUUAUUUUUUGUUUACAAACUUUGUUUACAAAUGCUUGUUUUGUAUUGUGCUGUAAUAUGUUUUUGUUCAUGUAUUUAAUAUUUAAUUGUGUAGUGCUUUGUUUUGUACAUUUUAAAGACUGAAUGUGUGCAGUUUUACCUCAUGAAGGUAUUACCUGUGAGCUUCCUCUGGCUAGGACAGUUGUCAAAUGAUAAUCAAAAGAACUAUUUAAAUGGCUGUGUCCAGGUGUGAAUAACUUUGAUUAACAUGCCCUGCUGAAAAUGUAUAUUUUGGAAUUGCACUGAAACUGCAUUGGUAGUUUGAAGAAACUGAUUUGUUGUUUUGUA
Messenger RNA from Archocentrus centrarchus (flier cichlid), 3925 nucleotides. RefSeq names its product protein FAM72A. Lineage: Eukaryota; Metazoa; Chordata; Actinopteri; Cichliformes; Cichlidae. The transcript has 4 exons. Bases 431 to 880 code for a protein of 149 amino acids. Gene Ontology annotation, cellular component: cytosol. The record is from RefSeq and is a predicted model, not a curated record.